AUGGCGGGUGAAGCACCAGCCUCGGGCGGCUGCGCAGCGAGUGCGCCCGCAUCGUCGGUGGAAGCAGAGCCCGGGAUGAUGUCAGUCCAGGCGAGAUCGACCUUAGAGUCGGCGAGUGCGCGAGCGCAGAGUUUCCUGAGUCAGGUGAAGCAGAGCCGGCACGAGCGCAGCGCCUCUGGAACCGGACCAACGUUCGUCGGCUUCCACGUCAGGCGAACCGACUACGGCGCCCACGUGAAGAAGCUGUUCCACGGAGACCUCCCCGGGGUCAGCUUCUUCAAGCGCGCGAUGGCCUACUACCGGGAGAAGUUUGCCGGCGGCGUCGCGUUCAUCGCUGCUUCGGACAGCCCACGCUUCAUCAGGGCAACGCUGAGUCAUAACCCAGACGUCUAUUUCGCUCCAGGAGGGUCGCCGGUGCUGGACUUGGCCGUGCUCGUGUCCUGCAACCACAGCAUCAUCACACUGGGCAGCUUCGGCUUCUGGUCCGGCUUCCUGGCAGGGGGAGAGGUCGUUUAUCCAGACACCAGGUUUCGGCGCCCAUAUAGAUUCGCCAGGUGGAUGUACGAGGCAGCGCAUCUGGACAACUUCACGCCGCUACCAGCUUAGAUUCGAGUCCCACUCCAAAACCUGAGGUCGAAAGGCCGAUAAACGGCUGCGGAAACGGGAAUAAGGAAACGUGGCAAAGGCUUGUUCUUUAUUAUCUCUCUCUCUCUCUCU
This is a messenger RNA of Penaeus indicus, 717 nucleotides long. RefSeq names its product galactoside alpha-(1,2)-fucosyltransferase 1-like. Gene Ontology annotation, molecular function: galactoside 2-alpha-L-fucosyltransferase activity. Gene Ontology annotation, biological process: carbohydrate metabolic process. Gene Ontology annotation, cellular component: membrane. The transcript is spliced from 5 exons. Lineage: Eukaryota; Metazoa; Arthropoda; Malacostraca; Decapoda; Penaeidae. Bases 1 to 606 code for a protein of 201 amino acids. The record is from RefSeq and is a predicted model, not a curated record.